GGGUCAGGGCUACAGCAGACCCUGAAAGCCGAGUCCCCUCUCCCCCCACAGGGAAGGGAGGGACAGACUCGGACAGAGGGAAGGAGGGGCAGUCGGCCGGCUGCUGUCCUCCUGCAGAGCCAGCCCAGACCAGCUCUGGGAACCACUCAGCUGCGGAAACAGCAGCAGCCCCUCUCCUCCAGCGAAGGGCAGCAGGCAGAGAGACACAGACAGAGGUCCUGGGACUGGAAGUCCUUGGUCCCCAGCCGCUCAGCCAGGCUUGACCUCAUGGCCUUCAAUGACCUCCUGAAGCAGGUGGGGGGUGUCGGCCGCUUCCAGCAGAUCCAGGUCACCCUGGUGAUCCUCCCUCUGCUCCUGAUGGCCUCCCACAACACCAUGCAGAACUUCACGGCCGCCAUCCCCACCCACCACUGCCGCCCGCCUGCCGACGCCAACCUCAGCAAGGACGGGGAGCUGGAGGCCUGGCUGCCCAGGGACAGGCAGGGACUGCCCAAGUCCUGCGUCCGCUUCACCUCCCCCCAGGAGGGACUGCCCUUUCCCAAUGGCACUGAGGCCAACAGCACAGGGGCCACAGAGCCCUGCAUCGACGGCUGGGUCUACGACAACAGCACCUUCUCCUCCACCAUCGUGACUGAGUGGGACCUCGUCUGCUCUCACAGGGCCUUACACCAUCUGGCUCAGUCCCUGUACAUGGUGGGGGUGCUUGUCGGAGCCAUUGUGUUCGGGUACCUGGCAGACAGGCUGGGCCGCCGGAAGCUGCUGAUCUUGAACUACCUGCAGGCAGCUGUGUCAGGAAGCUGCACAGCCUUUGCUCCCAACUUCUCCGUCUACUGUGCCUUCCGGUUCCUCACAGGCAUGUCCAUGUCUGGCAUUGCCCUCAACACCAUGACACUGAAUAUGGAGUGGAUGCCCAUCCAUACGCGGGCUUUGGUGGGCACCCUGAUGGGCUAUGUCUACAGCCUGGGCCAGUUUAUCCUGGCCGGUGUGGCCUAUGCCAUGCCCCACUGGCGCCAUCUGCAGCUGAUGGUCUCUGCGCCCUUUUUUGCCGCCUUCAUCUACUCCUGGUUCUUCAUUGAGUCAGCCCGUUGGCACUCCUCCUCUGGGAGAGUAGACCUCACCCUGAAGGCCCUGCAGAGAGUGGCCUGGAUCAAUGGGAAGCAGAAAGAGGGGGCCAAGCUAAAUAUGGAGGUGCUCCGGGCCAGUCUGCAGAAGGAGCUGACCAUGGGCAAUGGCCAGGCCUCAGCCAUGGAGCUGCUGCGCUGCCCUGCCCUUCGCCGACUCUUCCUCUGCCUCUCCAUGCUGUGGUUUGCCACUAGCUUUGCCUACUACGGGCUGGUCAUGGACCUGCAGAGCUUUGGGGUCAGCAUCUACCUGAUCCAGGUGAUCUUUGGUGCCGUGGACCUGCCUGCCAAGUUUGUGAGCUUCCUUGUCAUCAACUCUCUGGGCCGCCGGCCUGCACAGAUGGCCUCACUGCUGCUGGCGGGCAUCUGCAUCCUGGUCAAUGGGGUGGUACCCCAGGAUCAGUCCAUUGUCCGAACCUCCCUUGCUGUGCUGGGGAAGGGCUGCCUAGCUGCCUCUUUCAACUGCAUCUUCCUGUACACUGGGGAGCUGUACCCCACAGUCAUCCGGCAGACAGGCUUGGGAAUAGGCAGCACCAUGGCACGAGUAGGCAGCAUCGUGAGCCCACUGGUGAGCCUGACAGCCGACCUCUACCACUCUGUGCCUCUCUUCAUCUACGGCAUUGUCCCUGUGAUUGCCAGCGCUGCCACUGCCCUCCUGCCGGAGACUCUGGGCCAGCCACUGCCAGACACUGUGCAAGACCUGGAAAACAGGACUAGAGGAAAACCAAGGCGACAGCAGCAAGAGAAGCAGAAGCAGAUGGUCCCACUCCAGGCCUCAGCACAGCAGAAGAUCGGGCUCUAAGCACUGAGAAGGGGCCUUACAGAGCCCUAAAGGGAGUGAGGGUCCUGCAGAUCCCGGGUCACCCAGAGGGAAAGGGGACAUGGUGGCCCAAGUGUUGGGGCUGCGGUUCAGGGAAGCACCUCCCAGGAGCCCCCUCCCUGAAUAGACCCCACCAAGACCACAUCAUUAAAAGGUUUGUGCGCAGCA
Manis pentadactyla (Chinese pangolin) is the source of this 2109-nucleotide messenger RNA. RefSeq names its product solute carrier family 22 member 6 (gene SLC22A6). The transcript has 10 exons. NCBI's taxonomy places the organism in Eukaryota, Metazoa, Chordata, Mammalia, Pholidota, Manidae. Gene Ontology annotation, biological process: transmembrane transport. Bases 268 to 1923 code for a protein of 551 amino acids. The record is from RefSeq and is a predicted model, not a curated record. Gene Ontology annotation, cellular component: membrane.